UCAAGAAUUAUUUACUCAACAUUUCAAUGAUUCACUAGAUAUGUUUUACCAGUGCUUUAAAUUUAUAGUCUGUUUUUGGAAAAUCACAGUAAGAUCUAAUCAUAUAUAAUGUUCCUAACGAUAUCGUUAAGUUUAAUUUUCCUGCUAUUUAUAUUACACUGUUUAAUAAGAUAUGGUAGAGUAAGAAAAAUACUUCACCAUAUUCCAGGACCAAAAGCAUAUCCCAUAAUAGGAAAUAUGUAUCAUCUUCAAGUUAAUAAUGAACAUAUACUCAAAAAAUUAUGGAAAAUGAAUGAAAAAUUUUAUCCAAUCUAUAACAUAUGGACAUUUUUUAUUUCGAUAGUAAUCAUACUUCAACCAGAAGAUGUGGAAGUACUCUUGAAGUCCACAAAACAUAUGGAAAAAAAUACUCCUUACAAAUACCUACAGCCAUGGCUCUCUACUGGAUUACUGACUAGUGCAGGGACUAAGUGGCAAAACAGGCGAAAGAUAUUGACACCUGCUUUCCAUUUCAAUAUUCUUGAACAUUUUGUCGUUGUUUUUAAUGAGGAAACGCGAUCUCUUGUAAAAUUUUUAAAAGAGGAAAGAAAAGGAGCUGCUGUCGUCAAAAACGUGCAACAACUUAUAAGGAAACAUGCAUUAAACAUGAUAUGCGAAACUGCUCUGGGCAUACGUUUGGAUGAAAUGGGUGAAAUGGAAUCUAAAUAUCGUGAUGCCGUUCACACUUUUGGCAAAAUAGUGUCCUAUAGGAUAGUAAGACCAUGGUAUCACUUCGACGCUAUAUUUGCAUUCUCUUCGUACGGUCGUCUACAAAAGAAACUGAUAAAAACGUUACACGAUUUUUCGAAAAAGAUAAUUGCAGAAAGGAAAAAUUUCCACGAAGAUACAAACUGGAAAUAUUUACAAAAUGUUACAAACAUGAAUGAGAAUGGCAUUUUAUCCAAAGAAUCAAACGAUAACAAUAAUUAUACGAAGAAAAGACUUGCUUUGUUAGAUCUACUUAUUGCCAGUUCUCUAAACGAUAAUCAAAUCGAUGAGAAAGGAAUUCAAGAAGAAGUCGAUACUUUCAUGUUCGCGGGUCAUGACACUACAGCAUCAGCGUUGUCCUUUGCUUUGUCUCUUUUUGCAAAACACAAAGAUGUUCAGGAACGUAUAAGAGAGGAAGUGAACACGAUUAUGAAAGAAGAAAAUAACGAACUGACGAUUUUGGAACUACAAAAAUUGUCGUACUUGGAGAUGUGUAUAAAAGAAUCACUUCGUUUAUAUCCAAGCGUUCAUGCUAUAUUUCGUCACAUAUCUCAGGAUUUACAGCUGAAAAAUUAUUUAAUCCCAACUGGUGCGAUCUGUCAUGUAAACAUUCAUAGUAUACACAGAAAUCCAAAAUAUUGGCCAAAUCCUAAUGUUUUCAAUCCUGAUAGAUUCUUACCGGAAAAUAUGAAAGGACGUAAUCUUUACUCGUAUAUACCAUUUAGUGCAGGUUCAAGAAACUGUAUCGGUCAAAAAUACGCUAUGCUCGAACUUAAAAUAAUGGUAGCUCAUAUAUUGCACAAUUUUUAUGUGGAAUCGGUUGAUGAACUUGAUGAUGUACAAAUGAUAGGAGAUCUUACUCUGCAUCCGUUCAAACCACUUCGACUAAAAUUUACACCUAUAAAACAGAAUGAAUCGUAUAUGAUUUAGUUGUGAUUGGUAAUAAUCUCUUGUUAAGUAUAUAAUAUGUUGGACCAAUUCGUUAAAUUUAUUUAAACGUUAAACGUAUUAAAAUAAUGUAUAAUAGGUAUAUUUCUACUAUGUACCAUUUAAUAUGAAAUAUAUAUUUUAUAAAUUAA
Molecule: messenger RNA, 1826 nt
Organism: Vespula vulgaris
Lineage: Eukaryota; Metazoa; Arthropoda; Insecta; Hymenoptera; Vespidae
Product: cytochrome P450 4C1-like
Exons: 13
Coding region: 109-1677 (522 amino acids)
Molecular function (GO): iron ion binding; oxidoreductase activity, acting on paired donors, with incorporation or reduction of molecular oxygen; monooxygenase activity
Source: RefSeq, a predicted model, not a curated record